Messenger RNA from Coregonus sp. 'balchen', 1634 nucleotides. The record is from the annotation of a GenBank genome assembly. Lineage: Eukaryota; Metazoa; Chordata; Actinopteri; Salmoniformes; Salmonidae.
AUGUCACAAUCCACUUUGGAAAUAUCUUCAACUAAGAUGACUACUGAUGAACAUGGGUCCACAAGUAUAGGCCAACCUUCAAUGGAAAGUACAACUGUGGUCUCAACCGCAGAAGAGCGUCUUUCCACAUCAUUCACAGCUACAAACUCCCCAAAGACAAUUGAAUCAGUGACGUCCACCUCCACAACAGCCAAAACAUUCCAACCUGUUGUUACAAGAGAAGACGUAACUGCAACUCAAACCCAAAGCACAUCAAUCCCUACCUCAAUGGAGUCUCAAAAAACUGAAUACACCAGUCCAACCACCAACAUAUUGUCAACAUCAGCCAUGUCACAAUCCACUUCGGAGAUUUCUUCAACUGAGAUGACUACUAAAGAACAUGGUUCCACAAGCCAACCUUCAACUAAAAGUACAACUGUAGUGUCAACCGCAGAAGAGAAUCUUUCCUCAUCAUUCACAGCUACAAACUCCCCAAAGACAAUUGAAUCAGUGACGUUCGCCUCCACCACAGCCAUCACAUUCCAACCUGUUGUUACAAGAGAAGACAUAACUGCAAUUCAAACCCAAAGCACAUCAAUCCCUACCUCAAUGGAGUCUCACACGACUGAACAUACGAGUCCAACCAACAAUAUAUUGUCAACAUCAGGUAUGUCACAAUCCACUUUGGAGAUGUCUUCAGUUGAGAUGUCUACUAAAGAACAUGGUUCCACAAACCAUCCUUCAAUGGAAAGUACAGCUGUGGUCUCAACCACAGAAUAUCAUAUUUCCACACCAUUCACAACUACAAACUCUCCAAAGACAACUGAAUCAUUGACGUCCCCCUCCACUACACACGUAACAUCCUCACUUGUUAUUACAAGAGAAGACGUAACUGCAACUCAAACCCAAAGCACAUCAAUCCCUACCUCAAUGGAGACUCAAACAACUGAAUACACCAGUCCAACCACUUUGGAAAUGUCUUCAACUAAGACGACUACUGAUGAACAUGGGUCCACACGUACAGGCCAACCUUCAAUGGAAAGUACAGCCAUGGUCUCAACCGCAGAAGAUAAUCUUUCCACAUCAUUCACAGCUACAAACUCCAGAAAGACAAUGGAAUCAGUGACCUCCUCUUCCACUACAGACAUAACAUUCCUACCUCUUAUUACAAGAGAAGACGUAACCGCAACUCAAUCUCAAAGCACAUCAAUCCCUACCUCAAUGCAGUCUCAAACAACUGAACACACCAGUCCAACCACCAACAUAUUGUCAACAUCAGCUAUGUCACAAUCCACUUUGGAGAUGUCUUCAACUGAGAAGACUACUGGAGAACAUGGAUCUACAAGUACAAGGCAACUUUCAAUGGAAAGUACAACUGUGUUCUCAACCGCAGAAGAUAAUAUUCCCACACCAUUCACAACUACAAACUCCCCAAAGAUAACUCAAUCAUUGACGUCCCCCUCCACUACAGACAUAACAUCCUCACCUGUUAUUACAAGAGAAGACAUAACUGUAACUCAAACUCAAAGCACAUCAAUCCCUACCUCAAUGGAGUCUCAUACAGCUGAAUACACCAGUCCAACCACCAACAUUUUAACCACAUCAGGUAUGUCACAAACCAUUGUUAACAUUUCUUCCAGUCAGGCAACCACUGA